AUGCCCUUAGCCGGAAAUCCUGUAUGCUUUGAGCUUAAUGAGAAAUUAGUAUGGAGUUACAACAGCAAGGAGCUAAUUCUCGCACAGAUGCAAGUACAACCAUCUUGGCUUCAGGAAGUUGCAGAAGCACAGAAGAAAGAUGCACAAAAUAGCCCUAUGGGCAUGAAAGAUAGAGGGACAUCGGAGAUGUCUGUAACAAGAUGUUUAACAUGUCAACAAGUAAAAGCCAGAACAUCAACUGCCAUCCGGGUUACUUCAUCCCAUAAUAGUGCCAACAUGGAAAAUGGGAUCAGAAUCCACGAUGGACUUGUUACUGGCUUACCUCAGGAACACAGCGUAAGCAUGAUGCAAGUAUGGAACUAUCCAUUGGCCAACUAUCCGUUUCCCAAGCUACGGAUUGUGGACCUCUCCAACAACAAUUUCAGCGGACCUUUGCCUUCAUAUUAUUUCAAUAAUUUCGAUGCAAUGAUCAAUGUUGAUCAGAAUAUAACAUACAUGGGAGCACUAAGCUACUAUUUCUAUCAUUAUGAUUAUUCUGUGAGCUUGACAUUGAAAGGAUUGGAAAUUGAGUUGGUGAAAAUCCAAACUCUUUUAACAACCAUUAAUCUGUCAGGUAAUAACUUCACAGGAAAAAUUCCCAAGUCAGUUGGAAAGCUUAAAGCACUUAAGCAGCUCAACUUGUCACAUAAUCAUCUCACAGGCGAUAUUGAACCAUCAAUAGGAAAUUUGACCAAUCUGGAAACUUUAGACCUCUCUUCAAAUAAUCUUACUGGAAGGAUUCCGAUCCAAUUGGCAACUGUGACAUCCCUCGAAGUAUUUCGUGUUUCGCAUAAUCAACUUGAAGGACUCAUACCUACAGGCCCUCAGUUCAACACAUUUGAUAAUAGCUCGUAUGAAGGAAACACAAGACUGUGUGGAUUUCCACUGCAAAAGGCAUGUAAUUCUGGUGAAAGGCAAUGAGUGACGACCCCAUCAGGCGAAGAAGAUUCAAACUCUGAUGAAAGUGGAUUUGGAUGGAAAUCUGUUUUCACGGGAUAUGCAUUUGGAGCAGUGUUUGGUCUCGCAAUGGGAUACCUUGUGUUCAGAACAAGAAAACCUGCUUGGUUGGUGAAGCUGAUUGAAGGGUGA
Jatropha curcas is the source of this 1128-nucleotide messenger RNA. Lineage: Eukaryota; Viridiplantae; Streptophyta; Magnoliopsida; Malpighiales; Euphorbiaceae. The record is from RefSeq and is a predicted model, not a curated record.